AGAUACUCUUUUGCAAUUACCCCAAACAAAACACACUCGUCUUCCUUGUCUCCUCAAAAACCCUAAAUCCCAAUAAUAUCUCCGUCCACGAUCACGCCGGAGAGAAAUGCUUGCGAAAGCAGCAAGAGAGCUUUCUUCAUCGAAGCUUAAACCUUUAUUCGCUCUUUCUCUCUCCUCCUUGAAAUCUUCCACAUGGACUGAAACAAACACUUCCAAUAGAUCGAAAUCACCAUUCCUCCUUCUCCUUCCGCGUUACUCUUCAACUAAUGUUCCGCCGCUUACCCGAGAUGGGAACUACAGCGAUGCCACUUCAGCCACCGUCUCCGUUUGCCCAGGCUGCGGAGUUCAUAUGCAGAACUCGAAUCCCAAACAUCCAGGUUUCUUCAUCCGACCAUCGAUCGAGAAACAGAACAGCGGUUCGGUUCUUCGUAACCUCGUACCAAUCUCACAGGAGCCCGAGAUCACCAAUUCAAUCAAACAUGGGCUUCUCGUUGAACCAAACAGUUCCGACAUAAGCCCUAAAGACGAUGAAACAGGAAGACCCUUGGUCUGCGCGAGGUGUCAUUCACUCAGACACUACGGGAGAGUUAAAGAUCCAACGGUGGAGAAUCUACUUCCGGAUUUCGAUUUCGAUCAUACGGUGGGAAGACGAUUAGGUUCCGCUUCCGGUGCUCGAACCGUCGUUCUGAUGGUCGUCGACGCUUCAGAUUUCGACGGGUCAUUCCCAAAGAGAGUCGCGAAGCUCGUGUCGAGAACCAUCGAUGAGAACAACACAGCGUGGAAAGAAGGGAGGUCAGGUAACGUCCCUAGAGUCGUCGUCGUGGUGACUAAGAUCGAUUUACUACCGAGCUCCUUGUCUCCGACGAGGUUUGAGCAAUGGGUGAGACAAAGAGCUCGCGAGGGAGGGUUAAGCAAGAUCACGAAGCUGCAUUUCGUUAGCCCUGUGAAGAACUGGGGGAUCAAGGAUAUGGUGGAAGACGUGGCGGCCAUGGCUGGGAAGAGAGGACAGGUCUGGGCUGUUGGGUCCCAGAACGCCGGGAAGAGCACUCUGAUCAACGCCGUUGGGAAGGUGUUUGGCGGGAAAGUUUGGCACUUGACGGAGGCUCCGGUGCCAGGAACGACUUUGGGGAUCGUCAGGGUGGAAGGUGUUUUGCCUUUUGAGGCGAAGCUCUUUGAUACUCCAGGGUUGCUGAAUCCGCAUCAGAUCACGACUAGGCUCACGAGAGAGGAGCAGAAACUUGUUCAGAUCAGCAAGGAGCUUAAGCCUAGGACUUACAGGAUCAAGGAAGGUUAUACGGUUCAUAUCGGUGGGCUAAUGAGACUUGACAUUGAUGAGUCUUCCGUAGAUUCUAUGUAUGUAACAGUAUGGGCGUCUUCUUCUGUUCCCCUUCACAUGGGGAAGAAGGAGAAUGCAUACAAAACACUUGAGGAACACUUCGGUUCUCGAUUGCAGCCGCCGAUUGGGGAGAAGAGGGUUGAAGAGAUGGGGAAAUGGGUGAGGAAGGAGUUCCGAGUGAGUGGGAGCAGUUGGGACGCAAGUUCAGUGGAUAUUGCUGUUUCGGGUCUCGGUUGGUUUGCUAUAGGGCUCAAAGGAAACGCGGUAUUAGGUGUGUGGACUCACGAAGGGAUUGAUGUCUUUCUCCGUGACUCAUUGGUUCCACAACGAGCGCGCACUUUCGAAGACUCUGGUUUCACUGUCUCGAAGAUCGUUGCCAAAGCUGAUAGAGAUUUUAAUAUAAAUCACAAGGAGAAACGGAGACUCAACAAGAAGUCCACUUCUUCAGAUUCUGUGUCGGACAUAGAAAAUUGCCAAGAGGUGUCCUUGUAGUAAAGUCACAGCCUUUCAGAUCUAAGUUAAGUUGUUUUAUUUUCUUUGCUUGUUGAAUUUACUUGGUUCUGUGAAUUUCACCAAGGCUGAUGUUUCUGUUUUCCUCCUAGCUUUUUUUUUUAUUCAUUAAAAAGGUUCGUUUCCCACCACGUGUUUUACGAAAAACUGUUUCUGAACGCUAGAGUUGAAUAAUCCUUUGAUUGUAGCAUCUACAAAUUUAGCUCAGUGACCGAUCGAUAUGAUAUUCCACAGGUUUGCUUGUUUGAGUCCAUAUUGGGCCGGAAUGUUGAAUCGACGGGUAAACAAGAGAGUUACCUUCCCCUCGACUCACUUGAUGCAUCAGGAUGAUGCCAUCUGUACAAAGGACGUUUGUAAGAACUAAGAACUGAGUGAAUAGAAAUCAAGAAAGUUCUUCAUUGUCCUCCAGGUUUUGGUUCUAUUCUAUUAUCAAAACAAACAUUUAUAUUUUUCUGUAGAAAAACAAAAUUUUAAAACGCAAGAACACAUAAAAGGAUGAUCAAUGAUGCAACGUCCUUGAUGAAACAUAUGUAAACAUUCAGGCAUCUUAAUGAUGUUUCCAUACAAACUGAACAUGCUGUCGCUUUUUUUUU
This is a messenger RNA of Brassica napus (rape), 2439 nucleotides long. Its product is annotated as GTP-binding protein BRASSINAZOLE INSENSITIVE PALE GREEN 2, chloroplastic. NCBI's taxonomy places the organism in Eukaryota, Viridiplantae, Streptophyta, Magnoliopsida, Brassicales, Brassicaceae. The record is from RefSeq and is a predicted model, not a curated record. Gene Ontology annotation, cellular component: mitochondrion. Gene Ontology annotation, molecular function: GTP binding. The coding region runs from base 107 to 1828 and encodes 573 amino acids. The transcript has 3 exons.